Molecule: messenger RNA, 666 nt
Organism: Thlaspi arvense
Lineage: Eukaryota; Viridiplantae; Streptophyta; Magnoliopsida; Brassicales; Brassicaceae
Source: the annotation of a GenBank genome assembly
AUGAUAGUCAUCAAAGGUUACAGAUACGAACUGUGGUGUAUCGCUCGUGCCGCCGGGAUUAGGUACUGUGUUGUCUACUGCGACGUGGAUGAAGCUCAUUGCAGGCAGUGGAACAAGGAACGCAGUGAUAGAUGCGAGGCUUCAUACGACGAUGGUAUAUUCGAAGAUCUGGUGAGAAGGUUCGAGAAACCCGAGAGAAGAAACCGAUGGGACUCGCCUCUCUUUGAGCUAUUCCCAUCUCGAGAAGGGAUAAACAAAUCGUCCCCUGUGAUCUCAGAGGCUGUGACUUAUCUAACCAAGACUGUUGAUUCCAAAACGCAAGACGUGAGAAUUCUCCAGCCGAGUAUCGCGACUCAGUCCGCUAGAUUCUCGGAAGCGAACUCUCUUUACGAGCUGGACAGAGCGACGCAAGAAAUCAUCAACGCGAUCGUGGAACAACAAGCGCUUGGUGGGGCUAUAUGCAGAGUCACUCUUGGCCAAGAAGUGCCUCCGAUCGAAAUCUGCAGACCGGUUGGGUUACCAGAGCUAAGGAGGCUUCGAAGAACGUUUGUUAAAUUGAUGGGUCAGUCGAGUCUGAGUGGGCCACCGUUACCAACUGAUGCAGAUAGCGCAAAGAGACGGUUUGUGGAUUACUUGAACAGAGAGUUUGGUGGUCAUAACGCUUGA